UUUUCUCUGAAGAUACCAAAUACUUUUCAAUGGAGUUGAAUACGCGAUUCUUUUCAUUAUUUCUCCUAAUAAUCGUUCAAUGUAAUCUGGCAUGGAGUUUGACCUUCAUUUGUGGAAGAUCUGUGGAAGUUUAUGUUGGAAGCAAAGGGAAACCAGAUGAAAAAUUUCGAAAAGUAACAAUUAAAAUGUUUGGUACUGAAAAUGACUUUAAUAGCGCUGUAGCAGCAAAUCAAGCAAUGAAUUGGGAACAAGUAGAUAAAGCUAAAUGUUGCAGUUGCUGUAGAGAUUUAGGGACACCAGUAUCCUGGACUGAAUAUUGUGUUAAGACUAAACAAGGCUUUGUAUUCAUCAAUGAUGGAGACUAUAACAAGAAAAUACACACGCAACACUUUUAUGACAGAAAUUUUCCUUCAACAUGUUGCAUUGGGAAUCCAGGUUUAAUUAAAAAGAAGGUCAAAGUCUCUGAUGUCAAUAAAAUAUAAAAAUAUCUAUGAAAAUUCUAUAAACGAUUAAAAUGGUUCGAAAAUUUUAUAAAACGAAAUGAAUAAAUGAUGAAUAAUUUUA
Molecule: messenger RNA, 564 nt
Organism: Contarinia nasturtii (swede midge)
Lineage: Eukaryota; Metazoa; Arthropoda; Insecta; Diptera; Cecidomyiidae
Exons: 2
Coding region: 30-482 (150 amino acids)
Source: RefSeq, a predicted model, not a curated record